Xenopus laevis (African clawed frog) is the source of this 3672-nucleotide messenger RNA. RefSeq names its product VANGL planar cell polarity protein 2 L homeolog (gene vangl2.L). The record is from RefSeq and is marked provisional. Lineage: Eukaryota; Metazoa; Chordata; Amphibia; Anura; Pipidae. Gene Ontology annotation, cellular component: membrane; plasma membrane.
CACAGUCUCAGCCAACGGAUUGUGCAUCUCGGGGGAUCCCGCCUGCGCCCCACUUGCACCCCCAGACUCACCCUGAAACCGUGUGGAUUUAGCGCAGUCCCAGGACUCACAAGCGGCUCAUACACAGCGACUCGCUCCCCCUUCCUCCUCCUCCUCCUUUUUUCAAACAGUCUCCGUCUCCCUUCCCCCCGCGCCUGGGAUCUCCGACCCUUCCUGCUGCUCCUGGAGUCCCGGUGUGACAUACGUGCGCCCUGAAUGGCAUCUUUCCUGCGCGACCUCCAUGCUGAACCCCACAGGACCACGCACUGCUUCCCAUCUCGCAAGUAGCCAAUCAGCAUCAAGAUGUGCUAAUCGCAUUGGCAUAUGCCCAACUCCCUGUGUCUCUUAUUUCGGCCAUCUGAUUUUCUUAUGAGUGGGGACUGGACAGCCAAUCAAAAUAGAGUCGCUAAAGGUUAAAGUUGACUUUCUGAAGGUGCCUUUCGGCCUGAAGAAGCCUGUGCUGAAAGAGGCAGUCGCAGUUUUGGCUUCGACCCAGGGUUCGGGGGGACCCAAAUCCGCCAACGUGGAUCGCCACAAAAGCCGGUACUCUGAAAACAUGGACAACGAUUCCCAGUACUCUGGUUACUCCUAUAAGUCCGGCCACUCCAGGAGUUCCCGAAAACACAGAGAUCGGAGGGAGCGGCAUCGAUCUAAAAGCCGAGAAGGAAGCCGCGGUGAUAAAUCGGUCACCAUCCAAGCACCAGGGGAGCCCUUAUUGGAUAACGAGUCAACGAGAGGGGAAGACAGGGAUGAUAACUGGGGAGAAACCACCACAGUGGUCACAGGAACCUCUGAGCACAGUAUAUCUCAUGAUGAUAUCACACGUAUCACUAAGGACAUGGAGGACAGCGCCAAGCUGGACUGCUCUAGACACCUUGGGGUUGUCAUUGGUGGAGCCUUGGCUCUUCUCUCAUUCCUGACCCCAAUUGCCUUCAUGCUGCUGCCCCAGAUCCUAUGGAGGGAGGACUUGGAGCAGUGUGGCACAGCCUGUGAGGGUCUCUUCAUCUCCGUGGCCUUCAAGCUCCUCAUACUUCUACUAGGUAGCUGGGCACUGUUCUUCCGUCGCCCAAAAGCCUUCUUCCCAAGGGUGUUUGUUUUUCGAGCCCUUCUCAUGGUGCUUGUCUUCCUCUUGGUGGUUUCCUACUGGCUCUUUUAUGGAGUACGGAUACUGGAAUCCCGGGACAAGAACUACCAGGGAAUUGUACAGUAUGCAGUGUCUCUGGUGGAUGCACUACUCUUUGUCCACUAUUUGGCUGUUGUCCUUCUGGAGUUGAGGCAGCUCCAGCCUCAGUUUACCAUCAAGGUUGUACGGUCAACAGAUGGAGCUAGUCGAUUCUACAACAUUGGUCAUCUAAGUAUCCAGCGAGUUGCCGUAUGGAUUUUGGAAAACUAUUAUCACGACUUCCCUGUCUACAACCCUGCUCUCCUGAACCUGCCAAAAUCCAUCCUGUCCAAGAAAAUGUCUGGCUUCAAGGUCUACUCCCUCGGAGAGGAAAACACCACCAACAACUCAACGGGGCAGUCCCGAGCUGUGAUAGCCGCCGCCGCAAGGAGGCGAGACAACAGCCACAACGAGUAUUACUACGAGGAGGCUGAACACGAGCGGCGGGUUCGAAAGCGGAAAGCUAGGCUGGUGGUAGCGGUGGAAGAGGCUUUCACACACAUCAAACGGCUACAAGAUGAAGACCAGAAAAACCCCAGAGAGAUCAUGGACCCGAGAGAGGCAGCUCAGGCCAUCUUUGCCUCUAUGGCGAGAGCCAUGCAGAAAUAUCUACGGACAACGAAGCAGCAGCCAUAUCACACCAUGGAGAGCAUCCUUCAUCACCUCGAGUUCUGUAUCACCCAUGAUAUGACUCCAAAGGCUUUUCUGGAGCGUUACCUAGGCCCUGGCCCAACUAUCCAGUACCACAAAGACCGCUGGCUGGCAAAGCAGUGGACGCUGGUCAGCGAGGAACCCGUCACCAACGGUCUGAAGGACGGCGUUGUGUUCGUCUUGAAGCGCCAAGACUUUAGCCUCGUGGUCAGCACCAAGAAGAUCCCCUUCUUUAAGCUGUCCGAGGAGUUUGUGGACCCCAAGUCUCAUAAGUUUGUCAUGAGACUUCAAUCGGAGACCUCGGUUUGAAAGACGCGAGCCACUGGGCAGGUGGAAAGAGAUCUAAAGGAAAAGGGAGGUGGAACAUGUUGCGCCCUUGCACAUCUUUCCUUCUGGUGGGGAUUUUUUUUAGGUCUCCACUUUCUGAUUUUAGAGAACAACAAUAUGCCAUCUUGCGCCAACCCAGGAUUAUUCCAUCUAUCGGCUACAAUGCUCAGUUACUCUUUACACAGGGAUUGAACAAGACAGAUGGGGAAUAUCGUUCAUUCUUCCAAAUACCAGUGUGCCCAAUGGUUGACUGGCAUCAGGAGCCGAUAAACUGUACAAAACUUGACCAAUCCACAGUCCCUCCUCUUCCGACCAUCUCUGCAAUAAUUGCCUUCACCAAUAAAGGCCAUAAAGGAUACAAAUCUCUUGCCAACAUUCAAGGGCUAUCCGUUUAUUCUACGUGUACAUGUUUUGUACAAAACCACCUUUGUGGUGCUGGCCCUAGAGGGUCCUCUUCUCACCUAUGACAAACUCCCUAAGUCCCGUGCUGUGAGGCGUGUUGACUUGAGGACAUUUGAAUCAACGAGGAGCAUGGAGGCCAAAUUGGCUGAUUUUUCCGGAAAAAGACUUGGUAUCACCUGCUUCAAGAAGCUUACAAUUUUUGAUUGGGCAGGUUGGGUUGUGAGACCUAAAAGGGAUGGUUCUUUUUGUUGACUUCUGUAGGUUUUUUUUUUUUUUUCAUUGUAUUUUCCAGCCAUUCUGCUCAAUAACCACUAACCUUGUGGCACUAUUAUUUUAUUACCCUCUUUGUACAAAAUUUUUCUACUUUUGUUGAGACACUUCGGGGGGAGGGGGGGGGAAACAAAAAACUGAGGAACAUGACUUUAUUUGCUCUUCUGGACUGAAUUCCUGACUCCGCAGGCAGAGGAGGGGGCGUCGCCUUGUCCUUUCUGCCCACUGUGAUUGGGUGAGAGGGUGUGAAGGUCUUGGGUUGCAUUGCCUAUGCAGUUUCAUCAUCUUCACCAACCAGAAAAAAACAAAAAAUGACUAUUGAACAGGCUGUUACAUUCCAGCUCGUGAUUCUUCUGGAUUGUUCUUCACUACUCGGUGCACUAGCGAAUCAUCGUUUUGUUUACAUCACACGUGGCCAGGUUUAUAAAUGGUAUUAUUAUUGGGUAAUCCGAGUUGUUUUUUUUAAAUUCCACAAUGAUAAGAGUUCCUAGAACCGCGUUUUUUUAUUUGAGCCAGGCGAUAUCAGGCUUAAAAGGGUAAUUAUUACUGGGUUUUUUUAAAAAAUGUUCCUAACAGAAAACUUGUUUUUUUUUUAUAUUAAAGGUGUCGUUUUCCCAAAGGCAUUAAUUCUCUAGAAUUUCCAAAUUGCGGGAAAAAAAAACCUAAAACCAUUUUUACGCCCCGUCUGUUUUACUGUUCAGGUGAAAAAUUGUUACUGUACUUUGCGAUGUUGUCUAUCCUUGACCAGACAACAGAAGACUUGUAAUAUUUGUAGCCUCUCUCCACUGAAGGACGUCAAUAAUAAAGUUGUUUUUACACUA